Molecule: messenger RNA, 1977 nt
Organism: Sesamum indicum (sesame)
Lineage: Eukaryota; Viridiplantae; Streptophyta; Magnoliopsida; Lamiales; Pedaliaceae
Source: RefSeq, a predicted model, not a curated record
AAAUCCUCAAUAUAAAUUACUUACAGCAUCUACACACACGAUUUUGCUGUGCCUGUGCGCCGUUUCUCCGUUUUCCUUUUCUCUACAGAAAUAGAAUAUUUAUAUGUACGCAUAAAUAUUGAUUGUUCACUUUGAUGAGUAUGUUUUUGGAGUUCAAUUUGUUUGUUUGAUUGAUUGAGUAAACGAUGAGAAGAGGAGGAGUCAAUGGAGCCGACGCGUUGGAGACCAUAAACGCGGCCGCCACUGCGAUCGCAUCUGUGGAGACUCGCGGUCUUCAGGAUUCGGUUCAGAAAAGGAGGUGGGGACGCUGGUGGAGCCUUUACUGGUGUUUUGGGUCGAACAAGACUAAGCGAAUUGGGCAUGCCGUUCUUGUUCCUGAAACUACUGCUGCAGGAGCUGAUGCUCCCACGGCAGAACAUCCAGCGCAACCACCUUCCAUAGUAUUGCCCUUUGUUGCACCUCCUUCUUCUCCUGCAUCAUUCCUUCCAUCCGAACCUCCAUCUGCUGCCCAGUCACCGACUGGCCUGUUAUCACUGACUUCUGUAUCAGCAAGCAUGUAUUCUCCCGGUGGUCCUGCCUCAAUUUUUGCUAUUGGUCCUUAUGCUCAUGAGACCCAGUUAGUUUCUCCCCCGGUCUUCUCAACCUUCACCACUGAACCAUCUACUGCCCCCUAUACGCCUCCCCCAGAGUCGGUCCACUUAACCACACCUUCCUCUCCUGAGGUCCCAUUUGCAAGGCUUCUUGAACCCAACCUCCAGAACAGUGAAGCUGGUCAGAGAUUCCACAUCUCUCCAUAUGAGUUCCAAUCCUAUCAGCUUCAACCUGGUAGUCCAGUUAGCCAUUUGAUCUCGCCUAGCUCAGGUAUCUCUGGUUCAGGCACCUCAUCACCGUUUCCUGACCGUGAGUUUGCUGCUGGACACCCCUUUUUUCUUGAGUUCAGAACCGGUAACCCUCCUAAACUUUUGGAUCUUGACAAUAUUGUGGUUCGUGAAUGGGGAUCGCGUCAAGAAUCUGGCGCUGUGACUCCGGAUGCGGCCGGCCCUAGAUCCUGUGAUAGUUGUCUACUGAACCGUCAAAAUUCAGAUGUUGCUCCACUCCCAGAUACACAUAAAAGAUUGAAAAAUGACGAGACCAUGGUUGAUCAUAGAGUUUCUUUCGAGAUAACUGCUGAAGAAGUUGUAAGAUGUGUGGAAAAGAAGCCAUUGGCCUUGGCCAAAUCAUCUCAAGAGUCGGUUGAGAACGCAGAACAUAUGGGCGGAGAAAAGCCAAUUGAAAUGGCAAAUGGGAGUGGGUAUCCUGCUGGAGAAGACUCCAAUUACACAUCCAAGAAAGAUCAAACUGAUGGUGACAACGAGCGAAGACAUCAAAAGAACCGGACAAUCACUCUCGGAUCAUCCAAAGAAUUUAACUUCGACAAUGUAGACGGAGGAAAUUCUGAUGAACCUAGCAUUGGUUCUUCUGAGUGGUGGGUUAACGAGAAGGUUGUUGCGGAGGAUGGAAGCCCAUGUAAGAACUGGUCUUUCUUCCCGAUGAUGCAGACAGGGGUCAGCUAGCAGCAGCAAUGCUGAAGAUAAAAGGCCAAGUUCUUCUGGUGAUAGCUCAGUCAUUGUGAAAUUAAUUGUAGUGGUAAAAUUGGAUACUAAGGUAGUUGAUGUUUGCAGGACUGACUCUUACUUGAAGGCUGUUUUUGAGAACUUCCUGACCCCCCAGCACAGCAAAUAGAAAAAAGGGACAUAUUCGUAGGAUAGUGGCAAUACCGUAUGAUGCUCGAGACAGAAAUGUCUCGAAGCUACAUCAUCUAGGUAUUGACAUUUUGUUGUAUAUGUAAGAUAAUUAAUAUAUAUAGCUAGAACUGCCAUAGACCGGCUUCUGCUAAUGAUGACAGUGAAAACGAUGAUAAACUAUUAGAUAUAAUUUUGACAAUCGAGCUUCUGGAUACAGCAGGAAAGUCUCAAUUGAGGUUCAUUUUAGCUGCUA